GAGCAGCGGCUCUUGGCCAAGUUUAUUGAAAGCGCAGAAUCCGUGAGCUACGGACGUGUUUCGCUCGAGCGCAUCGCGCAUCUCCCAACUUCGACCUACGAUCUCCAGCUCUCUCGCUCUCUCGCUGUCUCGCUCGCUCGCUGGCACCCUCUCGCUCGCGCACCGAAGUGAUCGUGAUAUCGUGCCGCGGAUUUUUCUACCGAUUGAGAUUGAGAAAAGGCGGUGAAAAUAUUACACAUUUUAGUUGUCGCCUGCGAUUUUGUCAUCGCGAUUUGAUCAUUGUUGGCCGGAUCGACGGCGCCUACGCGAUAUAAUUCUAUCCCCCUUGGCUUGCAGGGCAAUGCCCAAUUCCAAAUAGUUAAUUGCGUGACAAGUUCGAAAAAGGGGUUAAUAUACAGAAAUAAUACGAGAAGGAAACCCAAGCGCGAGGCUCCAGCUCACCCACGAGAUAAUGCAGAUCGAUCCGAAGCCACGAUGCGGUGGCAGCGUGGUUAGCUUUACCGUUGUGCUGCUGCUGAUCAUCGGUGCCGACUUCGCCGCUGGAAGGCCUGAUGUGCGCGAGUCGCCCUUCGCCCUCGAUCUGCAGCCUCCGCUGCUGCAGCCGGACGUGACCUUCAGCUCAGGCCAGGGGGGCGGUGCCGGGCCGAAGGCCAUCGACAGCUACGGCAACCCCAUCGACUCCCUGCGACCCAUCGACACGCCCGACGGGCGCAAGGUGGUCAGCGCCCAGGGCGUUCAGUUUGAGAUACCCACCUAUGCCUCGGGAAUCACGGAGAUCAGGCGGCCGGCCGAUGAUCUUCUGCCGCCACACAUUGGUGAGUUGACAUCCACGCGAGCAGCGGCUGCCAGCGGUGCCACCAGCAGAACGGAAACGGAAAUGAGGACCAGGACGAUACACGAAACUAAAGCUAAAACUAAAACUGAAACCAAUGCCUCGACAGCACCGCACACAACCAGUAGUCGUAGAAAUAGUAUAAAUAGCACUAGCACCCGCACCGCACUAGCCGCACCCAUUAGCACCACUAACAAGCUGGCCAAGCGCGAAUCGCUGGGCGGCCAGUUCCCCAUUGCACCACCCAGUAACCGCCACGCCCCACCGCCCUUCUCCCUGAUCAAACUGAAUCCCUUUGCCGCCCUGGACUCACCAAUCACCCAGAUCGGUUCCCAAUCGAAUACAAGUCCAAGUCCAAGUCCCAGUCUCUGUCCCAGUCCCAGUUCCAAGCACAGUCCUAUAGCCAGUUCCCGAGUCCCAGCCACAGCCCCAACCAACGCGAAUUGCUCGAAAUACUCAAAUCCGAAUCCUCUCCAAUCAGAUGCCAUCGCUGUGGGCCUGGAACCCAGCACCGAUCAGAAACCGAAUCCGAACUCAUUUACUGGCACAGCAUCAGCAUCUGCACCAGCACCAGCACCACUUCCAGCUACAUCACUAACACCGCCCCUCCAUGAUCCACCAUCACCCGACACGACGACCACCGCGGAUGUGGAGGUGGAGCAGGCGCACCUGGUGCCGCUUCCACAGGAGGAGAAGGACGUGGGAUCUCUGCCCGAUUUUAUCCGCGAGCUGCAGCGCGAGGAUGCCAACAUUGGCGGUCCUGUGGAGUGGAAACCGGCUGCCGAUGGAGCUCCGCUUAGUGUGAUUGCCUGGGAUCUGUUGCCACCGCACCAAGAGCUGGAUAAUCAGCGCCAGGAGGAUCAGAAGCAGGCUCAGGAACCCACUAUCAUUACUGAGGAGCAUCAGCAGCCAGCUAAGAAGGUGCAAGGCAUUGUGGAUCCUAUUAGUCACAACAUUCGCAUCAGUCUUAGCAGCGGCAAUGGUUUAAGCCCAGUGGCACCCACGGGGCACCUCCACAACGAUGGGCCGGCUGAUCACGGCACCAAUGCCCAUGUGGGCACAACCACAACCAGCAAUCCGGGUCGUUUCCCAAACCGCCAGAGAGGCACAGCGCACUACAGCACCACCAGGAGCAGUAGUACCACACUAAGACCGCGCAGCAGCACCACAACCACUAAGCCCACAACAACCACACCUAGGACGACCACAACCACAGCUAGGACCACCACAACAACCAGGAGAACCACAACAUCUAGCACCACUACAGUGAAGCCGGAAACGCGGACAGCCAACCCGGUAGUCAGUACUAUUGGCACGACCGAGGAUCCAUCCACCUUCUAUCGGCUGGACAACGAGGAGGCGUAUGCCUACACUCUGCCCACGUGGCUGCAGGAGGUCACCGACCCGGAUCUGGAUGUGGCCGUCACCUUUGAAGUGCCCACUGAUAAUGAUCAGUACAACCACACGCUGGCCAACGAUUUGGAGCCACCAUUUGAGCCCUUCAUAGAUCUGGGCAACAUUCAGCUGACUCCACCACCCACUGACAGGCCAACCACCACUAGCACAACAACCACGACAACUACCACCACGGCGGCACCAACAACGACAACCACAACCACAACAACAACGCCACGAACAACGACAACCACAACCACAACCACUCGGCGCCCGAGCACGCAGCGAACCACCAAAGCACCCAUACCACCCACUCACAGCACCCAAGAGCACCCAGAUCCACCGCCAGUGAAACUGACCACAACCACCACCCACCACGCAGAUAACACGCCGGAGGAUUCGAGCAGCAGCGGCAGCAGCAGCACCACCACUUUCGUCAACACCACGCCAAGCCAGUUGGAUGAAGGCAACCCAUUCGAUUCGGCCACCAUUCCCGCCUGGCUGCGUGACUUCGACUAUCCGGAUGUCGGCCCGGGCGUGCCCUUUGACCCAGACAAUUUUGGAACAGCGGCAUCCAGCAGCACCCGUAACCCCACCAGUCCGCCGCGUCCCCCCACCGUCCCGCCCGUCUCCUCCGCUUUUCCAUCCAAAGUCACGCUUCCGCUUCCAGGCAGCAGCAUCAGUAGCAGUAGCAGUAGCAGCGAGAAACCACCACUGGUACUCGUUCCGCCCGCUGACCGCUCGGAGGCCGCUUCCGGUUCCGACUCCCACUUCGGCUCCGUCUCCGUCCCCAAUCCCGGACCACUGACCGAUCCCACUUCCAACUCUGUAACGCCUUUUGCAGCCCGCUUCGAGCCAUCGGCCAGCAGCUCCAGCUCCCAGAGCGUUGAGCCCUUCCCGCCCAGCAAGGUGGAGUACACCAAGAGCGACGAGGGCAAGGUCAUCAGCACGCCGGUCGCCAACAAUCAGCGAAAAACGGAGAAUGUGGCACCUCCAGCCAGCAACACUGGAAAGUACACGGGAGGAUUUGGGGCACCGUCGGGGCUACUGCGCCCACAGUCGACCAAUCCCCAUUCAGGUCCCAACACCGACAUCUAUGUGGCGGGCAAUCAACACGAGUUCAGCACUAUUUUGAAGGAGAACAAGGCGCGACCCACCGUAAAUCCGGGUCGCUAUACCGGUGGUUUUGGGGCGCCCACGGGAGUCCUUUCGCCCCAAUCCCCGGCGGAGCCACGUCCCUUCCAGCCAAUUAACCAGCGAGCGGAGCACAGGGAACAUCCAUCCGGCGGCAACAGGCGGACGGACAGCCGUUUUGGUGGACCACCCGGCAUCCUCGUGCCCUUCGACAACGUGCAGCGAACUGGGGGGCAGUAGAAGGCAGUCCCGGAGUCCGCAAAUACUUUAAAUUAUUUAUAGCCCAUGUACAUGUACCUAUGCUAGAGCUAAGUAAGUAACUGACCCGCGGGUCGCCACAAUACUUGCGCAAUAAAAAGUCUCGGAACUAUAUAGUCGAA
Molecule: messenger RNA, 3741 nt
Organism: Drosophila erecta
Lineage: Eukaryota; Metazoa; Arthropoda; Insecta; Diptera; Drosophilidae
Product: integumentary mucin C.1
Exons: 3
Coding region: 452-3601 (1049 amino acids)
Source: RefSeq, a predicted model, not a curated record